UUCGCGUCGCGUGCUUCCCCUGCUCGGCUUCUCCUCGUUCGCCUUCGCAUCGCCAAUGCUAGAGCUCGUGGUGGAGUUUUGAUGGCUGCCAAGAACGCUAUGGAGGGCUUCACGAAGGCGGUGGCUAAUGAUGUGCGGAGAUGGGGAGCGAUGAAGCAGACUGGGGUGAGCCUUAGGUAUAUGAUGGAGUUUGGAUCGAGGCCAACGGACAGGAAUCUUCUUUUAUCGGCGCAAUUCCUCCAUAAGGAACUCCCGAUUAGGAUUGCGAGGCGGGUCAUUGAGCUUGAGAACUUGCCCUUCGGGCUCUCUCAGAAGCCUGCUGUUUUGAAGGUGAGAGAUUGGUAUCUGGAAUCUUUUCGAGAUGUCCGCUCUUUUGGAGAUAUCAACGAUAAGCAUGACGAAUUGGCUUUCACUGAAAUGAUCAAGAUGAUCAAAGUUAGGCAUAACCAUGUGGUGCCAACUAUGGCUUUAGGUGUACAACAGCUUAAAAAAGACUUGAAUGUCACUGCUGCAUUCAAAGAUCUUGAAGAAAUUCAUCAAUUUCUUGACCGGUUUUACAUGUCAAGAAUUGGAAUCCGGGUGCUUAUAGGACAGCAUGUGGGUUUGCAUGAUCCAAGCCCAGAGCCUGGUUGUGUUGGUCUAAUAAACACCAGAAUGUCGCCUGUGCAAGUGGCUCGUGCCGCCAGUGAAGAUGCCCGCAGCAUUUGCUUAAGGGAGUAUGGUAGCGCGCCAGAAAUCAAUAUAUAUGGAGAUCCAGAUUUCACUUUCCCUUAUGUUCCGCUGCAUUUGCAUUUGAUGGUGUUUGAAUUGGUCAAGAACUCCCUGCGUGCCGUUCAAGAACAUUUUGCCGACUCAGACAAAGAUGUGCCACCUGUUAAAAUAAUUGUUGCUGAUGGGGCUGAGGAUGUUGCAAUAAAGAUCUCUGAUGAAGGAGGUGGCAUACCAAGAAGUGGCCUCCCAAAAAUUUUCACAUAUCUAUACAGUACUGCAAAAGAUCCUCCUAUUGAAAAUUACAGCAUCAGGGAGCGCGGCGGAGUGGUUAUGGCUGGAUAUGGUUUUGGACUUCCAAUCAGUAGGCUCUAUGCUAAAUAUUUCGGUGGUGAUCUUCAGAUUAUAUCAAUGGAAGGAUAUGGAACUGAUGCCUAUCUUCAUCUGUCGAGAUUGGGGGACUCACAAGAACCACUCCCAUGAGACAUCGGGCCGGUUUUUUGCAGAGAGGCAGCAUUCAACACCAUCAUUUUAGUUGGUUUUUAAAGAAUAGAAUCAAUAGAUUAUAUCAUUAGACUUAUUUUCUAACAUCUGCUUUAUGUCAAUGUUGUUGUGUAUAUAAUUAUUAGUAAUAUUAACAAGGGAGCAAGAAUCUAGAGCUUCUGCAGAGAAUGCUUGUGCUUAAAUCUAUGUAAU
This is a messenger RNA of Dioscorea cayenensis subsp. rotundata (Guinea yam), 1404 nucleotides long. RefSeq names its product pyruvate dehydrogenase (acetyl-transferring) kinase, mitochondrial-like. Gene Ontology annotation, biological process: regulation of glucose metabolic process; protein phosphorylation. The record is from RefSeq and is a predicted model, not a curated record. Gene Ontology annotation, molecular function: pyruvate dehydrogenase (acetyl-transferring) kinase activity. Gene Ontology annotation, cellular component: mitochondrion. Bases 82 to 1191 code for a protein of 369 amino acids. NCBI's taxonomy places the organism in Eukaryota, Viridiplantae, Streptophyta, Magnoliopsida, Dioscoreales, Dioscoreaceae. The transcript is spliced from 6 exons.